This is a messenger RNA of Salvia miltiorrhiza (redroot sage), 1665 nucleotides long. Its product is annotated as wall-associated receptor kinase-like 22. Gene Ontology annotation, molecular function: protein serine/threonine kinase activity. NCBI's taxonomy places the organism in Eukaryota, Viridiplantae, Streptophyta, Magnoliopsida, Lamiales, Lamiaceae. The record is from RefSeq and is a predicted model, not a curated record. Gene Ontology annotation, cellular component: plasma membrane. Bases 826 to 1665 code for a protein of 279 amino acids. The transcript has 2 exons. Gene Ontology annotation, biological process: protein phosphorylation; cell surface receptor signaling pathway.
UUUUACUCAUCCCCUUCAACAUUAAUGAUGUGUUUCUUCUAUUAUUUAUGAAAAAAAAAGGUUUUCUUCAUAUAGGAGAAAAAUUAAAAAUGACACUUUAGAAAUAAAAAAAAAUCAUAACUCAACUAUGUUAUAUGCCAUUAUGAAAAUCUUUACAAUACAUAUUUUUCAUAAAAACUAAGUGAUUUGAAGUCACGUAAAUAUUGAACAUAUAAAUAUAACACCUAAGUAUUAUAUCUGGUUAACAUUUAAAUAUAAUUUUACUAUUGUUUAUAAAAUAUUUAAAUUGUUUAAUAACAAUAGUUAUUAUUACAUUUUAUAUAAAAUUAAAAAUUUAUGUGUUUUCAGAGUCAAGUUCUUUAUUGAGUAAUUGAUGUGGAUUACUUUAUUUAUUUAAAAAAUUCAAAUUGAAGUAUAUAUAUGUGAAUUUUUUCAAAAAUAAUAUUUGAAAUAUAAAAUUAUUACAUAUAAAUAUAGAUUAAAAAAAUCUGAAAUACAUAUAAAUUUUAUGUGGAAUUUUUUAACAACAAAUCCUCCUACUUUAUGUACUUAUACUGUAUAUAUAAUAAAAUAACAUUACUAAUUUUUUUUUACAAAAUUAAAAAAAAAUUAGGAGGCCCAAAGGUGGCUCCGUAUCACUUGCUGAACUAAUUUGAUUAUUCAUGUUUAUAUUGAUUAAUUUGAUUGUUAAUUAAGCUUUAAAUAAUAAAAUAUUUAGAUUUGUUAAUGUUCCAUCAAAAAUCCUAACCAAAAAGUACCUUCGCAAUCAAAGGUGGGGUAUGGGCCCAUGGGGUAUGACUUUUGUCUUGUCUUUUUAGAUGAAGUAUGGAGUACUAUAUUACUUCCCCCAAUGCUCAUAAUCUUAGUUACUUAGUUUCACCAUUUUCACCACCUUCCACGAUGUCUCUCAAAAUCUCUCUCCACAAUUCGAAGCUUCUCAAGUUGCUGAUUUUCUUUCUCACCCUCUCUUCCUCCCUCACCGAAACUACCUCCGACGCCUUGCGGAGCGGCCAUGGAAUCUACAUCGACUCUAAAAUUCCCUACUUAUUGGGGGCAUUGGUUCUCCCGCCCCUCUUCGCGAGCACUUGGAUCGUUUGGUCGCAUCAGAGAAGGAAGCUCGAGCGCCACAGAAUGAGCUUGUUCGACAGAAAUGGCGGAAACAUAUUGAAGGAGAAGCUAUCCAAGCGCGAGGGAUCUGCGCACCUCAAAAUAUACACAGCUCAGGAAAUGGAGAACGCCACUAACAAUUACAGCGAGCGGGGGGAAUUCUACCGCGGAACCUUCGAGAAUAAUCGAGAGGCCGCCGUGAUGAAGAUUCCGUCGCUGGUGCCGGAAUCGAAAAUCGAACAGUUCAUCGACGAGGUGAUCCGUCGCUCUCUUCGCGGCGGAAAUGUAAUUAGGAUUUCGGGCUUCUGUUUGGAGACGAGUUUUCCCUUACUAGUUUACGAGCACCACGUAGAUGGGAACCGCGCGCUUUCCGGCUUCAUGCGCGGCGGCGCCGGCGUUCUUCCCCGCGCGAAAGCGGUGCUGCUCCAACUUCUUCGGUGGCGGAGGGCGCCGGAAAAUGGGGGAGAUUCGGUGUCUGGAGCUGUUGAUGAUGAGGAGAGUGGCGGAGCAGUGGAGGAAAGGCCUACUUCGAGAGAAUUGGAAGAUGAGCUUAAGUGA